Messenger RNA from Diospyros lotus (date-plum), 1277 nucleotides. RefSeq lists its product as uncharacterized. The record is from RefSeq and is a predicted model, not a curated record. Bases 326 to 955 code for a protein of 209 amino acids. The transcript has 6 exons. NCBI's taxonomy places the organism in Eukaryota, Viridiplantae, Streptophyta, Magnoliopsida, Ericales, Ebenaceae.
GCUCAUCAUCAUCUCAUCUCAUUCUCUUUCUUUCCCAUAUAAAAUUGCCAUUGAAGACCGAGCAGAGGGCCUCCCCUUCUCCUUCUCCUUCUUUCUGUUCGCUAGUAGUGAGAGAAUACAAACACGCAGCGGAGAGAGAUUUCGAGAGAUUGCCAUCUGGUCUGGGUGUUCCUUGCCAGACGAAAUCUCAUCGGUCUGCCUUGAUUUUGGGUUUCUCUUUUUCUUUCCUCCAAACUCCCCUUCACUGAAAUUUGUGGGGUAGCCUUCCUCUGGAUUGGAUUUGUUCCGCACCCACAGAUCUUAAGGAUAUAUUAUUAAUUAUAUCAUGGAGAAAGAAGAGAAGAAUCAGAGAGUGUUUAAGCCAGCGGAGGCUGAAUUGUUCCUGCAGUGGGGGAACAGGAAGAGGCUGAGGUGCGUCAGGAUGAGAGACCCAGGAAUCUCGUCCGGCAGAUUUCGCCGGAGAAUCACGUCUCCGAUCAUCGCCGCCGCAGCCGCAGCGUCCUCCGAGAGACAGAGCUCUCUUUUCCUUCAACCCACUCGCCUCGCCAGGAAUUGUUCGCCGGAGAAGGAGGAGAGGUACUACACGACGAGAGGGUCGGCGGCGGCGGCGGGGGGGGAGGAGAUUGGGAAGGGAUCAGGAGAUGAGAUUCACAGAAACGGAAAUAGGGGAGGGGGAGGGGUUUGGCCGAAGCUGUGUAUUGGGCUGUCGAGCAAAGAGAAAGAGGAGGAUUUUAUGGCCAUGAAAGGGUGUAAGCUCCCUCAGAGGCCGAAGAAAAGGGCCAAAAUCAUCCAAAGAACUUUACUUGUUGAGUUGGGUGUGGAGCAGUUGGUGAGCCCAGGGGCUUGGCUAUCGGACAUGUGCCAGGAGAGGUAUGAAGUAAGGGAGAAGAAGAAUUCUAAGAAGAGACCAAGAGGACUCAAGGCCAUGGGAAACAUGGACAGCGACUCUGAAUGAAGUUCAGGCAGCUUUUAUCAAAACCCAACCCAGCAAGCAGCCUAUAUCUCUUCUUCCUUUUUGGUCUUCCGGGAAGGAAAGUGUUUAAUGUUUGGUGUGGUGGUGAUUUUGCUGCUUCUUUGGUGUCAAAUGGAGGAGUGGGAGCGGCGGCUGCUGCUGCUGAGCAAGGAAGAGGGUAUGUAAUGUAAUACGUGCUUUUACGUUGUCCUUGGUAUUUGUAUAGAAGAUAUUGUUUCUUAGUAUUUUUUUUUUUUUUUUUAGGAUCAAAAUUAACUAAGAGUAACAGACAUAAAUAUAAUUUUUUUUAAGUCAUUUCCAAUCA